GUUACGAUAUUGUAAGAUUGACUGAUUGAUGGUUGAUGGUUGUAAAGGUACUACACAACAAAGGAGAAGGGAGGAACAUAUGCCAUCCCAACCUCCAGCAGGCAAUAGUAGGCUAUAUAGCGUGAUUUAUAUCUAUCCGGUUCUCUACAGACUGCCCAUACUUUAGCAUGUGUUUGGUAAUGCUGUGAGCACGCCAGUUCAUCUUAUGUUGCACAGACAGGCAAAGUGACGCGGCCUGACGGUCCAAACCUGUUAUGUAACUGAGGAGCACUCUACCCCUUCCCCUCCUUCCUCCCUCCACCCCUCCCUCUCCGCUCUGGUGUUCUCUACGCUCUCCUUUCCCACUCUCUCCGCCCUCUAUCGGUUCUUCCCUCCCCAAUACCCCUACACUCAUUCAGGUUCUUACUCGUUCCCCACAUCCCAACCUUAUCCACUUUCGACUACAUAGCAACUCGCUUUCUCUUCCCUCCCUCCCUUCCCACUCGUAGUACUACACGUAGCGUACCUCGUCUGCACCCAAGGCCCGCACCCUACCUCUCCUUCCCCCCCCCGUCCCGUCCCAACGCCAACUGCGAGUGCGACUCAGUGCUGGGUUGCUAGCGUGCUGGCGGGGCGGGAGUUUGUUGCUGACUCUCUUGAUGUGGGUUUCCUUGCAGCACGGAACCCUCCCUUCCCUACAACGCAGGUAAUCUCAACAUCGACCUUAAAUCGCCUUCCUUCAGUGUCAAAGGAAUGGACACGGACAUACCGGCCUGUUAGGCUGUUAUAUAUCAUCUGUAUAAGACACUACAACCCGAGUACGUGUAUCAUUAAUUUUUGUUACAGGUUUAUCACGUGCUACACGUAACGCUGUGUUCAGUCCAAUCGUUUUGUUCUAUUACCAGUGAUUGUGAUGUAUCUAGCUGUAAAAGAUAAAUAAAAGUAACCCCCUUUUUUUCAGAAACCUUGCCAUGCACAUACUAAGGUUUUAAAUCAGGGCGCCUUUCUGAUAAAAGAAAUAAGUGUCGUGAGAUAAUUAACGUUGUUAACACGAAAAUAAUGGCUUGAGAAAAGAAAGUGUUACAUUGAGAGAAAGAGAAUAAUUAUCACUUCAUGAAAUCAUGCAUACCUAGUAUACUGAGUGUGAUAGCAUGCAGUGGGCAGGGGAGACAAUUUAACUCGUCUGCAGAAUUUGAUGGAAUUCACUACAGUGUGACUUGGGUGUUUUUAAGAAAACAGAAGCGAUAUGUGUGUAUAGCUACAUGUGACUGAGUAUGUGUGCCAAUUCUAUAAAUAACGAAGAAAUUGUUUUGAAGGUUGAGUCCUGGCUAAAACUGGGUAGGAGCAGUGCUGAGGGCAGAGCAAACGUAAAGUUAAUUGUCCUUUCUGAAUUAAGGGAACAUCCAUGAUUUUAGUUCAAUGCUUGGGCAGGUUUAAUAUUAAUAAAGUGUUCAGCUUCAUUAUGAAUGAUAUAUCCGGUGUUACCUCAUGGUGGCAGAGUAAUGUGUACGUCCUUGUCCCCAUACUCGGGAUCAACAAGGCUGGCUGGUGCACGCAUGGGGUCAUAUGGUACGUACAUUACACGAAGCUGUGCUGACAGUCUGUGAUGAGUUCAUUUAAUUAAGAUGUAUAGUUUCCUCAGAAAAAAAAUAAUGAGUGAGAUGAUGGCAGACUUACAUUAGUUGUGUGAGCAGCAUGUGUUUUCGAAUAUGAGUUUUUUGUGCCCCCGUAAUGAAAAUUAAACACUUCGAAGUUGCAUGAUUCAUAAGUGAAAGAAAACGUGCUAAGAUGAGUGAGCGGCGAGUGUUCGAGUCCCUGUGCAUGAACCCAGGCGGUGGCGGCUUCAGCUACGACACGGAGCUGCUCGUUGACGUCGAUCGCGCCUUUGACUUCGAUGAAGCAGUCAUACGCCUCACCACCAAGUGUAACUCCAUUAUUACUCAACUGCGCACCUUGGGCCAUCCAGUUACGGAGUUCUCCAUCGCCUCCGCCAAAGUGGGCUUCGCUAAUAGGACAAGUCGCUCAAAGUAUAUUCGGAGUAGUGUCAUGGAAGACACCUGCUAUAACAGCUGCAGCAGUUCACCCGAGGGACGGAGCUUGAGGGCUAUGGAGGAGCUGUGGUGCGGUCUCAAACGGAACAAGUACUCGGGGAUGGUGGCUGUGGCGCAGCUCACUCGUUCGUCCAUACCCAAGAAUGGCUGUGCCUCGCGCUACUCAGUUCAGGCGCUGAAGAAGGCGCUGCUGAGCCACAUCCAUGCCUACUUUAUGUUCCAGGCCUACAACCCCAAGUUUCAGCCGUGGAGCAAUUCAUGCAGGGACGAGGACGACGACCCACAUGCCGAGUACUUGGUGUUCCUUGUAUAUCGCAUUGAGGCCACCCCCACACCCACCGUAAACCGAUCCAGGAAGUUCAGCGAGCUGGAGAGACUCGAUGCAUCAUGGCACUGUAAGCCCAGUACACCCAAGAGGAAGCGCCAGCUGUCAAGUGGGAGUAGUGUCAGCAGUAGCAGCAGCAGCAGCAGCAGCAGCAGCAACCCCAGUGGCAAGAUGCCCCUCUCUACGCCUUCCACUCACACAAAUGUUCGGGCUGCCAUCACCCCAUCAUCUCCAUUCUACCCAAACCGAGUGUAUAGAGAGACUGAGGGGUACAGCCUUGACUGGAGAGAUUGGCCGGCACCAGAGAAGAAACGAUUGUCCAGUAGCAGAGUGGAAAUGCCGGUGCUUGUGGCAGGUUCUCCGAUGGUCCUUAGACACAGGAAAGAUAGCACAGGCCCUAAGCACCAGAGGUCAGGCAGAAGCAUGACGAGAACAUCCAGUAAAUUGUCUCCAUAGCACAGCUCGGGUAUUCCUGCCAUCAUCAGGCAUGCACCCACUGUCAUCAGGCAUGCAGGUGUGGUGAUCCAGACUGGCAUUUAUGUCAUCCCUGCUGCAGCAAGCUGACAAUUUCCAGUCAUAAUGGAGUGCCUGAAGACAACCCACAUGCUGUCCUGAUGACCCCCUAUCACUCCACCUCAGCAUACCUCUCUCUAGAUAAUCAAGUGGAGCACUAGGGAGGCAGCAUGAGGCAAGCAAGAAUGACACCCCUAUAAAAUACUUGCCCAUGGUACUAAUAGGCUGGGGAUGACCACCAGGCUCUAUCAAGAAAGCUUACCUGGGCCACGGUUAGUUUAAAAACAAAACACACACACACACAAUCAUUACUAAGCGGCUCAAAACUACCUACAUGCUAUCCUGAAGAUCACCUAUCAACCCAGACUUUAGCAAAACUCUACAAUGAAGCAAGGACAAGUUCCGGGGAGCAGCAUGAGCCAACAAGAUGGCGCCACUAUAAACACUUGCCUGUGCCAUGAAUAGGCGGGCUGGGGCCAACCAGCAGGCCCCAUCAAGAUAGCCUACCACUGCAAUAGGCCAAACAUAAACACAUACACACACCACAGGUGGGCAUUCCGCAAUUUAAGUCCGCUAAUCUCUAAUCAGUUAAUAGCGGACAAACAAAAAAAUUGCGGAAUAGCAUUAGCAGAAAAUUUGAAAAAUUAGCAGAUUUGCAGUUCGUGGAAUGCCAAAAUUAUAGUCCGCUAGCACAAACUUUAAAAAACUGCCAACAAUGAAAUUUCCUGGAAAUUCAAGAAUAUUCUUGAAAGUGUGGAGAAACUUCUAGAUUAGGGUGGCAAGGCAUCCGGGAUGUUCUGGGGCAGUCUCGGAUUUUAAUGGUUCGUCCCGGAAAUGUCCCAGAUUUCACGCACUGUCCUUGAAAAUGUUUUUUAUUAAAGCGUCCCGAAUUUCACUUCCAGAAAUCUGGCCACCCUAUUCAAGGUCUGUCUGAUGCACAGCUGGUCUGCUCAGCACGCAGGCAGCAUAUAAAAAAAUAUAAAAUAAAUAAAUGUACAAAUUGUAAGGUAAUUUUAUUGGAAAUUAUGUUUUUAACCACCAAUAAAGGGUUAGCAGACUGUUGCAGAUUUCAUUAGUGGACUAAAAAAAAAAAAAAUAUAUAUAUAUAUAUAUAUAUAUAUAUAUAUAUAUAUAUAUAUAUAUAUAUAUAUAUAUAUAUAUAUAUAUAUAUAUAUAUAUAUAUUAGUGUUAGCAUUAGCAGAUUUCCGAUAGCGGACCAACGAAGCCGGAAAACCUGCGGAUUAGUGAUUAGCGGAAUGCCCAACAAAGUUGGCGGAAUUGCGAAUUGCGGACUAACAAAAAAUUAGCGGGUGCCCACCUCUGAUACACACACACACACACACACUAAGGCAUACAUAUGGAAAAAUUCAUAUUUGCUGUUAUCAUUUACUUGUAACAAUUUUUUUUGGAUAGAUCACACAAAUACUGGCCAAACUAUUUGGACCUUGGUAGUUAAUUACAGUGUGACUGUAAAGGUAUUUUGAAUCUUGCCUAUCUCAUGCAGGGUUCAAUCUCCUGUCAUUUGAGUGAAUACAUAUUUGCCCUUUCUGUCUACUCACAUCAGUACCCCAUUUACAUAUUACAGUUGUUUUAUUGUUGAGAUAUGAUACAGGAAGAGAGGAAAGAUCAUGCCAUGUUCUCUGAAGAGCACAACAAAAAUUUUGAGUAUGUAUCUCAAUGAAGGUUAAGGGUAAAGUUGAGCUAAAUUCCUAGUGGAUUUAAGUCUGAAAAAUUAUCUCAAAUAAUGCAUAAGCUAAAUGGAACAGAAAAAUAGUAGAUGAAUUCCCCUUAGAACUGUCAUAAACAUAACUUGUCUUAGAGUUAUUCUGUUUACUUGCCUUAAAUUACAGCAGAUAAGUUUCCAAGUGUUUCAAAACUAAGGUAUUGCACUGAAAAAUAAUAUUAGAAAAAUACUGAUAAUUUUGCAUCUUGUGUGUUCCAAGUUUAUACCAACAGGCAAUGAACCUGCAAAUAAUUUUGUGGACAUAUGCAGUGUUAAAGUAAAAUAAAAAAUACUUUGGCAAAACA
Messenger RNA from Eriocheir sinensis (Chinese mitten crab), 4896 nucleotides. RefSeq lists its product as uncharacterized. The transcript has 5 exons. Bases 1768 to 2811 code for a protein of 347 amino acids. Lineage: Eukaryota; Metazoa; Arthropoda; Malacostraca; Decapoda; Varunidae. The record is from RefSeq and is a predicted model, not a curated record.